This is a messenger RNA of Vitis vinifera (wine grape), 1626 nucleotides long. Its product is annotated as OVARIAN TUMOR DOMAIN-containing deubiquitinating enzyme 1. Gene Ontology annotation, cellular component: nucleus. Bases 431 to 1348 code for a protein of 305 amino acids. The transcript is spliced from 10 exons. Gene Ontology annotation, molecular function: ubiquitin binding; cysteine-type deubiquitinase activity. Gene Ontology annotation, biological process: protein K48-linked deubiquitination. NCBI's taxonomy places the organism in Eukaryota, Viridiplantae, Streptophyta, Magnoliopsida, Vitales, Vitaceae. The record is from RefSeq and is a predicted model, not a curated record.
UUCACUUCAGUAGGGAGACCAGUGAGAGGGAGAUCGAAGGAGAGAGAGGAACGAUCGCGAUUCAACUCCAGAGAAUUGCAUGGAUGGAGCUGAUAAUGCAGUCACUGCAUGGAUUUUCAAAAUUGUGCAAGGAAGCUACAUUUGUUUUCCAUUUAGAGGAGUUGUCUCUGUGUUCUAGAUACCAUUUAUCAUUUUGUUCUUGCUCAUAUGCAUGUUUGAAUAUAAAGUUGACCCCUACCUUACCCCCCCCAUAAAAAAAGAAAAAAUUAAAAAUAAACAGAAAACUCAUGAGCUUUUGUGCUAGGUCUGAAAUUAGCUUUUUAGUAACUGAUAGAUUUGUAUUCCCUUUUGUUGUAUUCAGGAGUAUCUACUCCCAGAUUCAGGAGAAGUUGAACCAGCACGUGAUUUUCUUUAUUGAGCUCCAGAGGCGAUGGAGAAUGAAGAGGGGCUUCAAGCAGAUGGUGAAUCAGAUCCUAAAGCACCCAUUCCAGUAUCUGAAGUUGAUGCUUGGGAAAACAUCAGGGAUGAUGAUAUCAUGCAACAACAGUCUGCGAUUCGGGCCGAGGAAGCUGAGAAAGUUCCCUUCAUCGGUGACAAGGAACCUCUUUCUGUAUUAGCAGCUGAAUAUGAGUCAGGCAGCCCCAUCUUGCUGAAGAAAAUAAAGGUGCUUGGUGAAAAAUAUGGCUCUAUCAGGCGAACUAGGGGAGAUGGGAACUGCUUUUUUCGAGGCUUUAUGUUUUCAUACCUUGAGCAUAUUCUGGAGUCACAAGACCAAGCAGAAGUUGAUCGCGUCACAACUAAUGUUGAAAAAUGCAGAGAGACACUUCAAGCUCUAGGUUAUGCAGACUUUACUUUUGAGGACUUUUUUGCGUUAUUCCUUGAGCAGCUGGAAAGUGUUGUCCAAGGAAAGGAGACUUCCAUAAGUCAUGAUGAGCUUGUAAUAAGGAGUCGAGAUCAGUCCAUAUCCGACUAUAUUGUAAUGUUCUUCAGAUUUGUAACCUCUGGUGAAAUAAAACGACGCUCAGAGUUUUUUGAACCCUUCAUAUUGGGAAUGACAAAUGCUACAGCUACAGUGGAGCAGUUUUGCAAGUCAUCAGUGGAACCAAUGGGCGAAGAGAGCGACCAUGUGCACAUUAUUGCAUUGUCUGAUGCACUGGGUGUGCCAAUCCGUGUUGUGUACCUGGACCGGAGCACUUAUGAUAUUGAUCAUGUCAUCGUAAAUCAUCAUGAUUUCAUUCCCUCUGCUGGUGAUCUUCCCAGUGCAGGUGGUGGGAGCUCUGAAACCACCAAGCCCAUUGUGACUUUGCUAUACCGACCAGGCCACUAUGAUAUUCUUUACCUUAAGUGAAGUUCACCUGUUCUGGACAUCAAGUUCUGUGAGGUGAAGACUCGAGCUCUUUCAUGCCCUUCAUGCUGUAACUUGUGGUCCCGAGUGUUGAUAUGCUUCUGAGCUGUGUGAGUGAGGACAGAUGAUGACCUGGUAAAGUUUUUUUGCUUUAAAUGGAGGAUGACAUAACAAUUAGCGUGUCUUUACAUGGUCUUCAUUCAUCUGGAUGAACUUUUAUUGCUAAAAAUGAAAACUGUAGAUUCUGCAAUCAAAUUCAAGGUCUAAACUUCCAAUCUGAA